Messenger RNA from Indicator indicator, 432 nucleotides. RefSeq names its product neuritin 1 (gene NRN1). The record is from RefSeq and is a predicted model, not a curated record. Gene Ontology annotation, biological process: neuron projection extension; nervous system development. The transcript has 3 exons. NCBI's taxonomy places the organism in Eukaryota, Metazoa, Chordata, Aves, Piciformes, Indicatoridae. Gene Ontology annotation, cellular component: plasma membrane. The coding region runs from base 1 to 432 and encodes 143 amino acids.
AUGGGACUUAAGUUGAACGGCAGAUAUAUUUCGCUGGUCCUGGCUGUACAGAUAGCGUACCUGGUGCAGGCGGUGAGAGCGGCCGGGCGGUGCGAUGCCGUCUUUAGGGACUUCUCGGAGUGUUUGCUGCGGCUGGGUGAUAACAUGGCCAGCUACCCCCAGGACCUGGACGACAAGAGAAACCUCCAAACGAUCUGCUCGUACUGGGAUGAUUUCCACUCCUGCACUCUCUCAGCGCUCACCGAUUGCCAGGAAGGAGCGAAAGACCUCUGGGAGAAACUGAGACGGGAAUCAAAAAACCUCGAUUUCCAAGGCAGCUUAUUUGAACUGUGCGGAGGGGGCAGCGGCGCUGCACCGUCCCUUCUCCCGCCAGCGUUGCCCCUGCUGCUGGCCGCUCUUUGGGCUGCCCUAGUGACCUGGCUGCCUUUUUAG